Messenger RNA from Mercurialis annua (annual mercury), 917 nucleotides. RefSeq names its product DNA-directed RNA polymerase II subunit RPB7. Bases 58 to 588 code for a protein of 176 amino acids. Gene Ontology annotation, biological process: positive regulation of translational initiation; transcription initiation at RNA polymerase II promoter; DNA-templated transcription. Lineage: Eukaryota; Viridiplantae; Streptophyta; Magnoliopsida; Malpighiales; Euphorbiaceae. Gene Ontology annotation, molecular function: translation initiation factor binding; single-stranded RNA binding; single-stranded DNA binding. The record is from RefSeq and is a predicted model, not a curated record. The transcript is spliced from 6 exons. Gene Ontology annotation, cellular component: P-body; RNA polymerase II, core complex.
GAUUUUUAUUCCAAUUUUCUGAUUCAUUCUCAAUUACACCCUCCAAUUUAAGGGAAGAUGUUUUUUCACAUAGUAUUAGAAAGAAACAUGCAAUUACACCCUCGCUACUUCGGUCGCAACGUCCGUGAAAAUCUUGUUUCUAAGCUUAUGAAAGAUGUCGAAGGCACUUGCAGCGGUCGACAUGGGUUUGUGAUUGCAAUAACAGGCAUUGAAAAUGUUGGAAAAGGGUUGAUCCGAGAUGGUACAAGCUUUGUUACAUUUCCAGUGAAGUACCAGUGUGUUGUGUUCAGGCCAUUUAAGGGGGAGAUUCUGGAAGCUGUUGUUACGAUGGUAAACAAGAUGGGAUUUUUUGCAGAAGCUGGGCCAGUUCAAAUUUUUGUUUCGAACCAUUUGAUACCAGAUGACAUGGAAUUCCAGUCUGGAGAUAUACCUAACUAUACAACUUCAGAUGGAUCAGUUAAAAUUCAGAAGGACAGUGAAGUGCGACUGAAGAUAAUUGGGACUCGUGUUGAUGCCACAGAAAUUUUUUGCAUCGGUACCAUAAAAGAUGAUUUCUUAGGCGUGAUAAACGAUCCUGCAGCUGGUUAACGGAAUUUUUGACGAGAAUUUGACUGCGCCAAAGUAUCUGCCUGCUAUUCAUCAUCAGUCUCUGUUUAUUGCUGCUUGUACAAUCUCAGGGCGUCGUUGGAUUCACAUUGCUAAAUCGUUACAGAUUUCAUCUCGGGGCAACUGUAACAGCAACUUCUGAUAUAGUACCAUUUCAUUGAUGUAUAAAACUUGUCCACAGAUCUGCUGGAGCCAAGAGUUGAAAUUAGAUUUAGUUUUUCAGUCCAACAUUGUCCUGAUUUGAAUUUUGACAGCUCUAAGCUAGAUUUUUAAACUUGAUAGUUUUAUUUCAAUUUGAAAAGUUUGUUUUA